Molecule: messenger RNA, 1746 nt
Organism: Gekko japonicus
Lineage: Eukaryota; Metazoa; Chordata; Lepidosauria; Squamata; Gekkonidae
Gene: GLCCI1
Product: glucocorticoid induced 1
Exons: 8
Coding region: 10-1746 (578 amino acids)
Cellular component (GO): cytoplasm
Source: RefSeq, a predicted model, not a curated record
CCGCCCGCCAUGUCCAGCUCCUCCUCGCAGACCCCUCCUCACCACCAGCCCCCGCCGAGAAUGCGCCGCGGCGCUACCGCGUCCCCCACCAGCGGCAGCGCCGGAGCCCCAGUCGGUAGUAACGGGGCCGGUGCGGUUGGCGGGGGAGGAGGAGGAAGCGGCGGCGGCGGCGGCGCCCCCGGUGGCAGCGCGGGGACUAGCCGGCUCCUCCAGCCCAUCCGCGCUACCGUCCCUUUCCAGCUCCUGAGGGGCAACCAGCACAGCCCGACUCGCUCGCCCGCCGCCUCAGCCUCGGUCGGCAGCAACACGGGCCCAGGAGGGGCCCGAGGAGGGGGCGGCAACGGCGGCAGCCCGCCCCCGCCUAGCUUCACCCCGCCUCUGGCCCUGGGGGCCGCCGCCGCCUCCUCCUCUCCGGGAGCAGCAGGCGGUGCGACGGAGCCCGGGCGGGGGAAGGUGAGGCAGAGACACUCGCCCGACAGCAGCUGCAGCAGCAGUAACGGCAGGCGGAGGAGCACCUCACCUGAGAGAAGGAGCCCCACUUCGCCCAUUUAUCGAGUGGACCGGCCCAAAGCCCAGCAGAUUAGAACCUCUAGCACCAUAAGACGAACUUCUUCUUUGGAUACAAUAACAGGACCUUACCUCACAGGACAGUGGCCUCGAGAUCCCCACAUACAUUAUCCUUCAUGCAUGAAGGAUAAAUCUACUCAGACACCUAGCUGUUGGGCAGAAGAGAUAUUAGAAAAGAGAUCUCAUCAGCGUUCAGCUUCAUGGGGGAGCGCUGAUCAACUAAAAGAAAUUGCCAAACUGAGGCAGCAGCUCCAGCGCAGUAAGCAGAGUAGUCGUCACAAUAAAGAAAAAGAACGUCAGUCACCUCUCCAUGGCAACCAUAUAGCAAUCAAUCAGACUCAGGCUUCUAUAUCAAGAUCAGUCCCUAUGCCGCUGUCAAAUGUUUCAGUGCCAAAAUCGACUGUUUCACGUGUGCCGUGCAAUGUAGAAGGAAUAAGUCCUGAAUUAGAAAAAGUGUUCAUCAGAGAGAACAGUGGAAAGGAAGAAGUGUCCAAGCCUUUGGAUAUUCCUGAUGGUCGAAGAGCACCCCUACCUGCUCACUAUCGUAGUAGCAGCACACGCAGCAUCGAUACGCAGACACCUUCUGUCCAAGAGCGCAGUAGCAGCUGCAGCAGCCAUUCCCCAUGUAUCUCUCCCUUUUGUCCUCCUGAAUCUCAGGAUGGGAGUCCUUGCUCCACUGAAGACAUGCUGUAUGACCGUGACAAAGACAGUGGGAGUAGCUCACCAUUGCCCAAGUAUGCUUCGUCUCCUAAACCCAACAACAGCUACAUGUUCAAACGAGAGCCCCCAGAGGGAUGUGAGCGAGUGAAAGUCUUUGAGGAAAUGUCGACUCGUCAGCCUGUCUCAGCCCCUUUGUUUUCAUGCCCUGACAAAAACAAGGUUAAUUUCAUCCCGACCGGAUCAGCUUUCUGUCCUGUAAAACUGCUGGGUCCUUUACUACCUGCUUCUGACCUGACACUGAAGAGCUCUCCAAACUCUGGUCAAAGCACAUCUCUGAGUACUCUGACUGUUGAGCAGCUUUCCUCCCGGGUCUCUUUCUCCUCUCUGUCAGACGACACCAGCACAACGGACUCUGCCGAGGUCUUAGUACCACAGCAGCCACCCCAGCAGCCGCCACAGCUUUUGCAGGAACUGCAGUCCGAAGAACACUCCUCUUCUCAAAACUAUGUGAUAAUCUAG